This is a messenger RNA of Argiope bruennichi, 5646 nucleotides long. RefSeq names its product E3 ubiquitin-protein ligase RAD18-like. Bases 204 to 1478 code for a protein of 424 amino acids. Gene Ontology annotation, biological process: protein monoubiquitination; DNA damage tolerance. The record is from RefSeq and is a predicted model, not a curated record. The transcript has 16 exons. Gene Ontology annotation, cellular component: Rad6-Rad18 complex; nucleus. NCBI's taxonomy places the organism in Eukaryota, Metazoa, Arthropoda, Arachnida, Araneae, Araneidae. Gene Ontology annotation, molecular function: ubiquitin protein ligase activity; single-stranded DNA binding.
GGAGUUCAAAAACUUCUGAGUUUUUUUCACCAAAUAUUUCAAUUUGAGAAAGAAAAUAGAUGAAUAUGUAAAAAAUAAAGUAUAUGAUUUUUAAAUAAAAGGGCUAUAUUUGAAACACGAAUUGACUGUAAUAUAUUAUAAAUGAGUAGUGUUACAAAUUCAAGAGUAAAAUCUGAAUCUAAUUUUGUUUUCAUGAAUAAAUAAUGGCUUCAAAGUGUGAAGAUCCAGUUUCUACUCUCUCGGAAGAUAACAUUUCAGAUCUAGUCAACUCCAGUCUGAAUUUAAAAAUAUUAAAACCACUGGACGAAGCACUGCGGUGUAGAAUCUGCUAUGAAUAUUUCAAUAACUGUAUGAUAACAAAAUGCAGCCACAAUUAUUGUUCUAUUUGUAUUAGAAAGUACAUGAUGUAUAAAUCACAGUGCCCUACAUGCUUUCAGGAUGCUGCAGAACCAGAUUUGAGAAACAACAGACUUAUAGAUGAAAUUCUUCGGUUAUACAAAAUCAUUAGAGAAAAUCUGCAGACUUCAAUACCAAACGAAUCCACAAUAAAAACUGAGCCUGUUCUAGUUACUGAAUCUGUAGACAUCAAAAUAAAAAAAGAACCUUCAACAUCAGGUCAACAAGAAAAGACAGAAGAUUUAAAAGAUAUUCCACAUGUUGAUUUCCCUGAAGUAUCAUGUCCAGUAUGCUAUAAAACAGUGUCAGGUGGUAGGAUAAAUAUCCACCUUGAUAAAUGUCUUCAAAUUCAAGAAAAAGAAUCUGAAAGAAAAUCACUACCAAAACUAGUAUAUCACUUACUCUCUGAAAAGGAAAUUAGGAAAAGAUUGAAAGAACAUGGCCUAAGUACUUCAGGUGAUAGACAGACAUUAAUUCGACGCCAUAAGAAUUUUGUUACUUUAUAUAAUGCAAACUGCGAUUCUUUAGACCCAAAGCCAGUUGAAGAUUUAGUGCUAGAGAUUGAACGCCAGGAAAUUGAAGAGCGAGCUAAUACAGUUCCUAAACAAAUUCAGAUUAACAAAAAGAGUGAUAUUUCACACAUUGAAAAAGAGCAGGAAACAUAUGUAAAGCAACAUCAAUCACAAUUUAAUAGCCUAAUUAAUGACAUUCAGCUGAGAAAUUUAGGUCAAACAGUGGUGAAACAAGAAGCACAGGAAGAGUGCUCUGAUAUCUGUGAUGAUUCAGUUCUUUCAAAGACAGAAUUUAGUAAGCCAACAAAAGAAAGUAGCUCAAGAAAACAAAAGGCAAAGAAAGAAAAAGAUAUGCUUCCUGCUGAAAAUAUAAAUCCUGAAACGCUUUCAAGCAAAAUAAAAGAGCUUCCACUUUCUAAAAGUUUGGAAAAAAUCCAAGAUACUUACACAAAUGGUUCUGAGCCAUUAGAUGACUUUGAUCAUGGAAAAAUAACAAAGCUAAGCCGUCUAAGGAAAAGGAAAACCGGAAGAAUAAGCAUUGAGAGUCCAGCCAGCCCAAAGAAAAAAUAGUGUGCUUAUAUUGCAAAUGUAUUUGUGUGCAAUUUUCAAUACUGAAUUUUAUCACUGCUACAUAAAUUUGUCAAAAUAUAAAAAAUAAUUUCUUGCAAAAUUUUAUAUAACUUCUCAUCGAAUUGUAAAAUUGUAGUUAUUAUAUUAGAUAAAGCAAAAAAAAAAAAGUAUAUAAAAAGCUAUUUUUUUUUCUUCAGAAUAGCAGCAAAUUCAAUCAGAGUCAUAAAGAAAUGUGAAAAAUUGAUUAUUAAACAAUAGCUUGUUUUAUAAUGAUUCAUAUAGUUUAUCCUAAAAUGUUUAGACACAAGAGAUUUGCACAUAGCUUGGAUAACUAUUGUUGACAAUUUGUAGAUGCUACUUAAAAUAUCAUUCAAGUCUGUUUAUUCUAUAAAUAGUUUUUCUCAAAAUAAAUGGCAUGUGUGUUAUAUGCAUUUUGGUAUGUACUAGCUGCCUUUGUUGACCAGCUUGUUCACCUAGAUGACCAACUUUUUAGGCUGUUAAAUUACUCAUAUGGAAUGCAUUUUUUUUUAAAUUCAUCCUGUUAUGUGAUUAAAGAACAUGAACUUAAUAUAAUGAGUUUACUGCAAAUUUAAAAGUAUAUAUAUAUAUAUUACAAAAUAAAAAUGGAAAUUUAAAUCUUACCAAGGAGAUCAUAAUUGGCAAAAGCGUGCAAUUGAAUGUUUUAAUGGGCGAGUUUGAAUUGCAUCAUAACAUUUAAGAAUAAUGUUACACAUAAUUUGAAAUGAAACUGAUAUCAUUAAAAAAGUAAAUGCUUAACAUAAAGAUCAUUUUUGUAUGUAAUUGGUUUGGAAACUAUUAAUAUCAAUUUCAAAAAGUAAAUCAUAGCGAGUACCCAUCUGGCAACAGUUAAGCCAAUUUUUUGCACUUCAUUCAACUUUCUGUUGAAGUCUAUUUCUCGAUUUCUUUUAUAUCUUCUUAUUUUGACUAAAUGAUGACUUUUUGAUAACAUGUAAACUCCCUCCAGAACAUUUGAAUCUUCGUUAAUCAGCUAAGGAAAGCACUGAAUUCAAUGCAGCAAUAAAAAUAUUUAAAAUUUGUACAGGGAUCUGGUUAUAUUUGACAAUAAGUAAUAAGAGCAAUUUCUGUGCUAUGUAUCUUAGCAUUUUUUAAUCUAUCUAUGCUGGCUUUUGUGUAUCUAUAAUUGCAUAUCUGCUUUAGAUUGGACGGAUUUCUCUGCCUUGGAUAUAUAGAUGUUUGAUAAUCAUUUGAUUAUAAAUUUGGAAUUCAAACUUUUUUGUGAAUUCUAUUUACAAAUUUAUUAUAAUCACUGAGCAUUAUUUUUUCUGCCCAUUUAGAAAACAAAACAAAUAGACUUAAUAAAUUGAUAAUAUUUAUUACUGCUAUUCUGUCAAUAUUAAUUUAUUUCUAGGUAUGUAAUAGUUUCACGGCUUAAGGAUCCCAUGUGUGAAUAUGAAAUCACUAAAGAUCUCUUGUGACCUGGGUAAGUGGGCAUUAAAUCCAUUGUGUUGAAUGUCUUUCUGCUAAUAGAAUGGUGUGAAAGUUUGGAGAAAAGGUGUUUAUUGAAAUAGUAUCUUCAUCAUUUAUCUAUGCUGCAUGUUUAUGAAGUAUGUUUUCUAACAGCCUUUGUAUGACAUCAAAGUGAGAAUUUAAUUUAAUUAAGCUAUAUUUAGAAACGCAAUCUCUCUUUUAUAUGUGUCUAUACUUCUGGGAGCUUUUCUAUGAACAUUUCAAGAGCACUUUUAUUGUUUGAAAAUGAUUUCUCACAUUUCAAUGUAAAAUUAAAAAACGAUAUUUUUCUUUUUUGAAAUGAGCAAUAAUAAUUUUAACUUGUUUGUAUCUAUUAUCAAUUAAACUUUACUUGUGCUCACUAUAUUUCUGAAAUAUAUAUUUUUAUUAUUUGGCUUAUUAGUGAAACUGGCUCAAUUUUUAUGCUCAAAUUUGGCGUAAGAUGUUAGCAUAUGUCGCAAUAACUAAUACUUGUAAUAUAAAAAAUGAAAAUGAUUGUAUUAUACUUUUUCGAUCUAAUAGAACUAAAGAAAUGAAAACUAAUUGAGAGAAAGAUGUGUGUGCCUAUGUGCCUUGAUUUUUUUAAAGCAAUAAUAUAUUAUUCAUUUGCUGAUGGACAUAGUUCAAGGCUCCUAGAAGAGCACUGUCUUGUCUCAUAUGCUUCAGCAUAUUUGUCAAAUGGAAUUCAUUAUAAAAAGUUCUAUGCAAUAUACUUUUUUCAGACUAAUCUAAUUUAUUGAAUUCUUUCUAACAGCUCUCUCACUUGUUCCAUUUACCUGUUUGUCGUAUAUAUAUAACAGAUAAUUGUAUUUUUAAACAGAUUAUUUGUAAUCAAGUUCUGAUAGAUUUUAUAAUUGAUUAAUAUAUAAAAGUUACACAUGAUCUAUGAAUUCAUUGCUGAAUCAAUACAAUGCAUUCCCAAAGCAGUAAAUAUCAUCAUAUUAUAUAAGUAGAGAUUAAAAAAAAUGCCUUAUUCAAGUAAAGCUAUAUGUGUACUUUUGAAAUGUUGAACUAUCCUCUCUAUAGACAAAAUGCAAAGUCUUUAGCAUGUUAGUAAUAAAGAUAAGCAAGCUUUAUUAAUAUUAAAAAUAAUUCUUUAUUAAUUUUAAUGCUGGAUAUUGUAUUAAAUUAUAUUUACAAUUUUCUUAGCUGUGUAUUUUGUCUUUGAUUAAUGCUAUUUCAUUAAUAAAUAUUCACUCUUUAAUCCAUACAAUUUUGUAGAAAGAUCAUGAAAGAAUACAUUUUGCAGAAUAAAAAAAGAUAAAGCAUGAUUAUCUAAUCACUUCUACAUAACUUUUUAAAGUUAUUAAAAUCAUAAUUACAUUACUGACCUAUUCCAUACCAUGGAAUCUGAAUGAUAUAGGGCUCCUAUAGAAAUAUUUCUCUAAAUUCUUGCAGCAUAUCUAAUAUAUAAGCAUAUUUUAUUUCUUGUUGACAAAAGCAUGAUUUUACCAUGCAUGAUCUUAUCUUGUUGACAAAAGCAUGAUUCCAUACCAUGGAAUCUGAAUGAUAUAGGGCUCCUAUAGAAAUAUUUCUCUAAAUUCUUGCAGCAUAUCUAAUAUAUAAGCAUAUUUUAUUUCUUGUUGACAAAAGCAUGAUUAUAGUUUACUUAUUAUUAUUAGAAAGAGAAUGUCUACAUAGGAACAAUUAUAUAUUUAGGAUUUUUUUUUUUUUUUAAAAUACUAUUGACUAUAAAUUACGAGUAGAUUUUGUGAUUUAAUAAAUAUUUUUAAUGUCUUAUAAAUAAAGCUUGUUGGCCUCUUGUGUAAUUAGUUAUAUCUUGGCUGAGUGCAAUAUUUUCAUUUUAAAAUUACUAAUUUUAGCUGAUGACAAAAAAAAAUAUAGGUUAUGUAAUCAAGAUUUCUCGAAUUCAGUGAUGAAGAACUGCCUUACAACCUUCAACAGUCAAACCAUAAUAAUUUUCAUUCUCUAAAAAGAGUAGCAUCAGUCACCAAAUCAAUAAAAGUUAAAAAUUUUGCUCUUACAGAAGUAUUCUAAAUUUUAGGAAUUGAUGAUGAAGCCUUUCAAAGUUGGAGUAUUCUAUUGUUACUGUCCUAUAUUAUUCAAAGAAUAUUUUUUUCUUAUCUUAUCAACAAUAAAAAUGCACCAUAUUCAUAAUAUAUUCUGAAUAUUUUGUACAAAUAUUUUAAAGUCAUUUUGUUUGAUUAACCAUUCAUGUACCAAAGCAUUUGAAUUAUAGAAAAUGAAUGUACUUGCCUGAAAAUAUGUGCUUGUUUUGAUUCAAAUCAUGGUAUAUUUUAAUAUGAUAUUUUUAACCUUAUUGUGUGUUAUUGUCCCUGCCAUUUCUGCUUUGAAAGCUUUAUUUUUAACAUAAUUCAGGUCUAACCUUUAAUUUUCAUUUAACUGAGGUAGACAUCAUUAACAUUAGAAGUGAAUAGUGCUGCUAUUUAGUUUAGGGUAGCUAAAAUGCUUUUUAUUGCCUUCUUGAUAGAAAAGAUAUUUUCAUUUCGAUAUGAUGCCUAGCUCAGUUAAGUUCAUUACUCUUGUAUCUCAUUUGUUUCAAUUUUCUUUUUUUAUGUUACUAAGUGAGAAAACAUGAAUGAUUUACAUUGUUUAAAAGAACUUUAUAUUUUAUUCAUUAUUUUAUAUGGGUUGUUUCAUUUUAUUUGAGAAAUACUGAUAUGUAUUAAAUCAUUUCACACAAUUGUUUUGAGUUUAA